Molecule: messenger RNA, 3752 nt
Organism: Myotis daubentonii (Daubenton's bat)
Lineage: Eukaryota; Metazoa; Chordata; Mammalia; Chiroptera; Vespertilionidae
Gene: TMEM132B
Product: transmembrane protein 132B
Source: RefSeq, a predicted model, not a curated record
GGGGCGGCCGGCAGCUGGCGCGGCGGCGGCGGCGAGGCCGGGAUGGGACGGGCGCUGGGACGCAGGAGCCGCGGAGGCGGUGGCGGCGGCGGCCGGGGCCACGCCACUCGGGCCAAGCGCAGGGCCGCCGGCGAGGGCGCGGGGCGCUGAGCCUGGACCCCGCUCUCCUCCGCGCCUGGCGCAGCCCAAGAAGCGCCGCCCGCCUGCGCCCGGGAAGAGCCAUGUCCGCAGCCCCGGCGUAGCCCCCCGGUCGCUCCCGGGAGCCGCGGGCCGGGCCGGGCCGGGCGCGCGACCGGAGCAGCGCCCCCCGCGCCCCCGCGCGCCGAGGACCAUGCCGCCCCCGGGCCGGGCGCCGCCGCUCGGGCUGCUGCUGGCGCUGACCGCGCUCCGGUGCCCAGGGACGGAGGGCCGCGGGGUGGCCAACAGCCUGCAGCGCUUCUCCUCGCUGCCCGCCUACCUCCCUGCCCGCGUCCAGCUGGCGGGCGCCGACCAGGCCUUCUUCCUCAAGGAGGCGCCCCAGGACGUGACGGGCAACGCCAGCCUGCAGGCGCGCGCGGAGCCCUUCUUCGUGUACCGCGCCCGCUCGGCCCCGGCCGUCAACGCCAGCUACGGCCCGUUCUCCGCGGAGCAGCCGGUGCCGCGGGAGCUGCUGCUGGCCGCCCCGGCCUUCCCCGGCCCCCCCGCCGGCUUCCCCUUGAACUGGAGGCUGCGGGCCCACGUCCUGGGCAGCGCCAUCUACUCCAACCGGCCCAAGGUGCAGACACUCUUCUACGUCACCGGCCGGGACUGGGGCGCCGGCGACCCCGGGGACACCCUGCCCUGCGUCAAGAUGUUCGCCUUCCCCGAGGCCCGGGAGGUGGCGGCCAGCUGCCGGCUGCGGGGGGCGCCCGGGCUGUGCGUGGCCGAGCUGGAGCUGCUGCCCGAGUGGUUCAGCUCGGGGCUGGACCUGGAGCCCGAGGAGGAGAUCCCGGCGCUGCUGGGAGGCACGGCCCUGGAGCUGUUCUUCACGCUCUACCCCGCCGACCCGGCCGGCCGCUGCCCCCUGGACGAGGAGGGCAAGUGGGCCAACCACAUCCACGCGGGCCCCGAGGCGCCCCCGCCCGCGCCGCCCGCCCGCCAGCGCAUCGGCAGCGUGGUGGUCUACCCGACCCAGGACGACCUGCGCUGGUCGCCGCUGCGCCUGGACCGGAACGUGGUCCUCUCCGUCCCGCUGAACCUGGUCCACGAGGGGGGCACGGCCACCUUCCUGGUCUCGCUGGCCGGCGGCGCCGUGGCCGACCACUUCACGCUCAGGAUCAAGGCAGCAGCAGGUGUGAAGAUCGUGGCCGUGAGGGUCAGCAGCGAGGAGCAGUGGGCCGUCCAGGAGGAAAUCGACAAUAGCGGCGCUCAGGCCACGGCUACCCUCACCUGUGCGGGCCCCCACCCGGACCCGCAGGGCAGGGUGAACGGCUCCCUCACGGAGAUCCUGCAGGUGGACCUGGGCGUGGACAACAGCAGUGGCCUGGCCGGCGCCCAGCCCGUCACGUGGCAGGUGGAGUACCCGGAGGAGGACGCGGCGGGCGAGCUCGUGGUCUCGGAGAUCUUCGUCAGCCAGACCAGCUUCGUGGGCAUCGUCCCCCUCGCGAUGGACACGGAGAUCCUGAACACGGCCAUCCUGACCGGCCAGGCCGUCUCGGUGCCCGUCAAGGUGGUGGCCGUGCAGGAGGACGGCUCCGUGGUGGCCGUGGCUGAGGCCCUGGAGUGCAGGUCCGCGGACGAGGACGUCGUGAAGGUCUCCGAGCGCUGCGACUCCGUGUUUGUGAACGGCAAGGAGAUGAGGGGCCGCGUGGACACGCCCGUGAGCUUCACCCACCAGCACUUCACCGCCCAGUUGGAGGUCACGGUCUGGGCGCCCCGGCUGCCCCUGCAGAUUGAGAUCUCGGACACGGAGCUGAGCCAGGUCAAGGGCUGGCGGGUCCCCGUGGCCCCCAACCGGAGGCCCACGCGGGAGAGCGAGGACGAGGAGGACGAGGAGAGGAAGGGGCGCGGGUGCUCGCUGCAGUACCAGCACGCCCUGGUGCGCGUCCUCACGCAGUUCGUGGCCGAGGCGCCCGACCCGGGCCGGCUGAGCCCCCUGCUGGGCCCCGACUGGCAGCUGGACAUCACGGACCUGGUGGCCGGCUUCCUGAAGGUGGAGGAGCCGCGGGUCGCGCAGCUGCAGGGCGGCCGGACGCUGGCGGGCCGCGAGCCAGGCAUCACCUCCGUGCAGGUCCUCUCGCCCCUGUCAGACUCCAUCCUGGCCGAGAAGACGGUGACGGUGCUGGAGGACCGCGUGGCCAUCGCUGACCUGGGUGUGCAGCUGGUGGCCGGGCUGUCGCUCUCCCUGCAGCCGCACCGGGACGACCGCCGAGCCAUCGUCGCCACGGUGACGGCGCAGGACGUCCUCCAGGCCCCCGGGCAGGAGGCGAUCGUCAGCGCGUGGGUCCUGUUCAGCGACGGCGCGGUGACCCCCCUGGACAUCUACGACCCCCAGGACUUCUCCGUGUCCGUCUCGUCGCUGGACGAGAUGGUGGCGUCCGUGCGGCCGAACCUGCAGCCCCAGUGGCCGGUGGUGGCGGCGGAGGGCGAGGGCCAGGGGCCCCUGGUCAAGCUGGAGAUGCUCAUCAGCGAGCCCUGCCAGAAGACCAAGAGGAAGAGCGUCCUGGCCGCCGGCAAGGGCCACGUCAAGGUCAGGUUCGACCCCCACGUGGACCGGGGCCACGGAGCCACCAACGACGACAUCGAGGGCGUGAGCCGGGAGUACCGGGACCCCCUGAGCAACUCCAUCCCGCGCGGGGGAGGCCGGGAGCGGGCGGCGCCGGGGUGGCCCCCCCACGGCGCCCCGGCCGGCCACCGGGACAGCGCCAACCGGAGCGCCACCCCGCCGCCGCCCCCCCUGGGGAGGAAGGACGCGAAGCGGCCCCCGGGCGGCGGUCCGGACGCCGUCACCAGCCUCCCCACGCAGGGGCGGUCGCAGGGGCCCAACCCCGCGGCCGGCGAGCUCACGGCGGCCUCCCGGGGGCUCACCGACCUGGAGAUCGGCAUGUACGCGCUGCUGGGCGUCUUCUGCCUGGCCAUCCUGGUCUUCCUGGUGAACUGCGUGGCCUUCGCCCUCCGGUACCGGCACAAGCGGUUCUCCGUGAGCGAGCAGGGCGCCCUCCCGCACUCCCACGACUGGGUGUGGCUGGGCCACGAGGUGGAGCUGCUGGAGAGCCCGGUGGACGUGACGCUGCCCUCGGAGGAGUGCGCCCCGGGGCUGGACCGGGGGCUGCCCUUCGAGGAGGGGAGCUUCCUCCUGAACGGGGGCUCCCAGGAGGCGCUCCCCAGCCAGCUGCUCCGGCCCCCCGAGUACGUCUUCGAGAAGGACCCGCGGCGCCCGCCCGCCACCCCCUCGGCCCCCAAGAGGAAGCGGGUCAAGUUCACGUCCUACACCACCAUCCUGCCCGAGGAGGGCGGCCCCUACACCGACUCCAUCCUGUUCCACGGCGAGGACAGCAUCAAGUGGGUGUGCCCGGACCUGGGGCGGGGGGACCCCCGGGACUUCCGGGACUACAUGGAGAGGCUGCGGGACCAGGUGUGAGCACAGCGUGUGCCUGCGGGCGUGGGAUUCACCUUUAUGCCUUCUGUUUUCCCGGUGGGGGGCAGGGCGGGCGGCGGGCGCACGGGGUGGGGCGGCGCGGUGUCUGCAGGGGGGCCCCCCCGGAGCAGGGCAGAGCGCGGAGAGUAGAGCCGCG